CAUUACACAGGAAAGUUUUCAAAUAUGAAGCUUUACUUCGCCUUGAUUUUGUUGAUAGUAUGCUUAGCAUAUUAUGGAGAAGCGAAACAGGGACGUGUCAAGUGUAGUGCACAAUGCUGGGAGAAAGGAAUUCGGUGCCAAAACGGAUGCAGAAACGACAAAUGUAGGAAAAACUGUCAAGCUGAGGUUCCCGUAUGUAUACGUGAUGUAUGCAGAGUAAGUGAACACGUCGACACUUUCGAAGAACAUCAACAACAUGACUAAUCCGUGUGCAGUUAACAUGAGAAAACUUAACUCCUAAUUCAUGGAUAAAAAAUAAUAAUUGUCUCAAUAAAAUUUCUUUACAGUUAUAUUCGACUUCUUUUCAAGUUUCCUGUUGUCAAUGCCUGUUCUAACGUUUCACUACUUCUGAGCAUCUACGCAAUAAUACCAAGAUAAUUCACG
Molecule: messenger RNA, 444 nt
Organism: Trichobilharzia szidati
Lineage: Eukaryota; Metazoa; Platyhelminthes; Trematoda; Strigeidida; Schistosomatidae
Source: the annotation of a GenBank genome assembly